This is a messenger RNA of Pungitius pungitius (ninespine stickleback), 1887 nucleotides long. It is a transcript of the gene ccnb1, whose product is annotated as cyclin B1. Gene Ontology annotation, biological process: regulation of cyclin-dependent protein serine/threonine kinase activity; mitotic cell cycle phase transition; mitotic metaphase chromosome alignment. Gene Ontology annotation, cellular component: cyclin B1-CDK1 complex; nucleus; cytoplasm. Lineage: Eukaryota; Metazoa; Chordata; Actinopteri; Perciformes; Gasterosteidae. The transcript has 9 exons. Gene Ontology annotation, molecular function: cyclin-dependent protein serine/threonine kinase regulator activity. The record is from RefSeq and is a predicted model, not a curated record. The coding region runs from base 126 to 1343 and encodes 405 amino acids.
UCCUGUCACAGCGAAUCAGCUUGUAGCCAGCGAGGAUUUAAACCAAGACUGCCAACCUGAAUCUACACCGCACCAUUCUCCAUUACGACUGUUCGCCUCGUUGUGGAAGAAACGCACAUCCCGAAAUGGCUCUUCGAGUAACCAGAAACCGCUUGGCUUCCACCAGGACCGACCUCGCUGGGAAGGCCUGCACAGCCGCCGGGCCCACGAUGAAGCCUCGAGCUGCGCUCGGCGAAAUCGGAAACAUCGCUAAUAACAACAAAGAAGUACAGAAGAAGAUGGUCAAGACAGAGGCCACCAAGAAGACCAAACCUGUCACCAGAAAAGCAGUUGUUGAGCAACCAAAACCAGAAAAUGUUGUUCCUGCCAAGCCGGAGCCCACGGUGCAGGUACAGGUACAGGUUCUCCCAGAACCAGCCUCCCCCACGCCAAUGGAGACCUCUGGCUGUGCGCCCGGUGACCUCUGCCAAGCUUUUUCUGAUGUCAUGCUUCACGCCGCUGUCCGCGACGUGGAUGCAGACGACUACGACAACCCCAUGCUCUGCAGCGAAUAUGUCAAAGACAUCUACAAGUACCUCAGACAACUUGAGGUUGAGCAGAACGUCAAACCCGCCUACCUGCAGGGUCAGGAGGUCACUGGUAACAUGCGGGCCAUUCUUGUUGACUGGCUGGUGCAAGUGAGCCUGAAGUUCCGCCUGCUGCAGGAAACUAUGUACAUGACCGUGGGAAUCAUUGACCGCUUUCUUCAGGAGAAACCGGUCCCCAAGAAGCAGCUGCAGCUUGUCGGUGUGACUGCCAUGUUCCUUGCUUCCAAAUACGAGGAGAUGUAUCCCCCUGAGAUCUCCGACUUUGCCUACGUGACCGACCGCGCCUACACCACCGCCCAGAUCAGAGACAUGGAGAUGACUAUUCUCCGGGUGCUCAAGUUCCAACUGGGCCGCCCUCUUCCUCUGCAGUUCCUGAGAAGGGCCUCAAAGAUUCACGAGGUAACUGCAGAGCAACACACACUGGCCAAAUACCUCCUGGAGCUCACCAUGGUGGACUAUGAGAUGGUUCACUUCCCACCUUCCAUGGUGGCAAGCGCUUCUUUGGCUCUCACCCUCAAGAUCUUGGACGCUGGAGACUGGGAUGUGACCCUGCAGCACUACAUGGACUACACAGCAGAGAGUUUGAUUCCUGUGAUGGCGCACAUUGCCAAGAAUGUUGUGAAGGUGAAUGAUGGGCUCACUAAGCACAUGGCCAUUAAAGGAAAGUACUCCACUUCGAAACAAAUGCGGAUUGCCACCAUCUCGCAGCUAAAGUCCUCGGUAGUGAAGGAUUUGGCUACGCAGCUCCCUCAGUGAGGGGACAGUGUGUUUGCACCAUGUGCUGACUUGUACAGUUGUAACUUAAAAUGUUUAAUGUGACAAUAGGAGCUGCACACCAAGACCAUGUCAGUUUAUGACCACAAACUGAACAUGUUUUAUUUUUUGGGAAAGCAUGCUACAAGUUUUAUUUUUCCUUUUUUAAUCUGAAAGCUGGCCCUCGACAUCUCUUUGCCCACACUUGCAGUUUUUUGGGGAGAGCCUGAGGUCGGCAGCAAACGACAACUUGGCUGCAUGUCUGACUCUUUAAUAUUCACAAUUGGCUCACUAUAAUUUGACAAAGUCCAAACUAUCCCAGACGAGCUAUUUUUAUUGCUUUGAAACACUUGUGAAGCAUCGCUCUAAGACGUGUGGCCUGCUUUUAAAAUAACUAAAGGGGCCAGUGUAGAGGUGUGGUUUUUUAUUUUUAAAAUGUGACUUUUAUUCUGUGUAAAGUGUACAGCUACGAUUUUAUGCCCUUGAAUGUCUUGUUCUUAAAGCCUUUAUUAAAUGGUUUCAACCAGACUCGCGCUCUCACAGCAGU